Molecule: messenger RNA, 2290 nt
Organism: Acyrthosiphon pisum (pea aphid)
Lineage: Eukaryota; Metazoa; Arthropoda; Insecta; Hemiptera; Aphididae
Exons: 6
Coding region: 824-2290 (488 amino acids)
Source: RefSeq, a predicted model, not a curated record
AAUAAUAUAUUAUAUAAUAUUAUAAUCAAUUUCAAGUAUCUGGGAUUAUUCAUUUUUGAAUUAUAAAAACAAAUCUAAUAUUCAUUGAUGAAAAACUAUUUGGACCUCCCAAAGUACCAACUAGGUUCAUUUUUCUAUCAGAAAAGAUGCUAAUAUCAAAAAUUGAAGAAUGGCUUACAAUCUAAAAUGUUGCUGACUGACAGGAAAAAAAAACUCACAACAUUGUAAAAUCAAUACAUUUUUUAGCUCCUCUCAGAAUCUAUAAAAAUAAGUGUAGGAAGUUAGAAUUUUGACAAAUAACAAAAAUUAACAAAUAAUUCAGAAAGACUUUCUUUUAAUAUCUAGAAGUACACAUAUGAUGAACUUAAUACAAUUAAAUAUAAUAUAUAAUUAUUAUUUGAAAAUAUUUAAUACAGUUUAUUUUUAAAAGUUUACUAGGAUUACAAAUAGAUAUACGGUAAAGUUAGCUUAUUUUUUUCAGUUAUUAUAAAUGCAGUAAAGCUAGUACUUAUUUUUGUCCGGGAUCAAUUAAGAAGCUGAGAAACGGAACUGUAGUGAUAAUAAAACCACAUGAGGGCCAUGUUAGUGAGCAAAAUAUCUCUCAGCAACUGGUUCAUAAUUUUUGUGACAUUUUGAAAAGAAGGGCAUCUACUGAGAAUAUCUCGUUAAGGAGUUUAUAUGAUGAGGAAUCUAGAAGGUAAAACGUUUUAUAAUCUAAAGAAUAUCUUGUAGAGGCCUAUCAGAAAUUAAUAUCUGAAUUUAAUAUUUUAUUAGACACGUAGUAGCAGCAGGGUUGUACCCAUGGUCAACUGCCGAAUCUCUAAUGCGACAUGCCCGAAGAAGAUCAUUGCCUAGAUUGCCCAACUCGCUGUUAGAUUUGGCAACUCUAUUUGACAAUGGCCAGCUAAAUCGGUUUUCUUGUUGCGAAUCUCCUUUUUUUAGAGGAUGUGUUAGAGAUGUGGAUGGAAGAAGUAGCAUCAUUUUUGGAUGCAUGAAUUUAAUUGCUAAUGUUCUGCAACAUGGUGUGACAGAGUUACAUGCGGAUGCCACAUUCAAGGUUGUACCUAGUAACAUGGGAUACCAAUUACUAACCAUACAUUGUAUGAUCGAAAACCAUUCCAUACCUAUUGUUUAUAUUCUUAUGGAAAGUAAGUCACGGAAUUCAUAUGACUGUGUUAUGCGAUUUGUAAAAGAUAAUCUUUUACCAAACUUAACGGUUGAAGUCAUUAUCACUGACUAUGAGGUGGCUCUGAGGGAUGUUUUGAUUUCAUCAUUUCCAGGGGCCCGUUACGCCGGUUGCUGGUUUCAUCAUAACCAAGCUGUAUGGAGAAAAAUGAACAGUUUAGGAUACUUACAUCAUCUAAAUACUAAUGAUAAUGCCCGUAAGGUAUUGAAACUCCUUAUGUCCCUUCCAUUAUUGCCAGCUAGAGAUAUGGAGAACGGAUAUUUAUUAAUAAGAGCAUUUGCACGAAAUCAUGAUGUCCACUUGGAGAGAUUGCUAAGUUAUUAUGAAAGAUAUUGGUUAAGAAGUAUUGGUCCACAAGUUGUGUCUGUUCAUGGACUGCCUCGUCGGACAAAUAAUAACAUUGAGAGUUUUCAUAAUGCCUUAAGAUUAAAGUUCUCUGUUGCGCAUCCAAGCUUAUGGGUAUUUCUAGACGCUUUAACUUCUUUGAGUACCAGUUAUCAUUUGGUCAAUCAGCAAAUUUUGAACCACUUACGUCCCACUAGGCAUGUGAGGACCAAGUUUUUGGCUAACUCUCACAGGAUCAAAUAUGCUACAGAGCAAUACCAAUUAGGACAAAUAUCCAUAUGGCAAUUUCUUCUGCGUUGUUCGUAUACCAGCGCAGCAUAUGAAUUAAGGCAGCGAACCUGGGCUUUGAGAAUGCACAAUGCUGAUGUUGAUGCUGAAUCAGACCACAAUGUUCCAGCAGAUGAAGUUCCAGUACCAGAUCACAUUCCCAAUGUUAUUGAUCCACAGCCAAUGGAAAAUAAUGACUUGCAAUUGGAUCUGAAUCAACCGUUUUAUAAUGCACCAGGUUCACCGCCAAUUAUGAACCCUCCAGAUUCACCAAAUGUACCUCAGCCGCCAGACAAUAGAAAUUUGUGUAUGACAUGCUUGGUAGUGUCUCUAGCUGAAAGCGAACAGCAAUACAUAGUAUUACCAUGUGGUCACGCAUGGGUGUGUGAUGGGUGUGUAAGGCAGUUGGAACAACAAAACUCUGUAUGCCCGAUGUGCAGAGCAGAAAAUGACUGUGAAGGAAAUGGUAGUGCUGAGACAGCUAAAUUGUAA